AUGAGAGCGAAUCAGAUGAAACAGAUUAAGAUUAUGAGGAUGAGGAAGAAGAAAAAUUAUACCAAGAAAAAACAGAUUAAAAAAAUGAUGAUAGAGCUUAAUAAGAAGGAUUUAAAACAGGUUAAGAUAAUAAGAAUGAGGAAGAAGAAAAAUAGUAGCAAGAAAAAACAGAUUAAAAAAAUGAUGACGAGGCUUAAUAAGAAGAAUUUAAAGUAAAAGAAGAAGUAGAAGUAAAAUAAUAAAAAAUUGAUACAUUUUAAGAAAUCGAAGAUCAAAAGAAAAAUCAAUAUGAAAAAGAGGAAAAAUAAGAAAAAGAGGAGAAAAAAUAAAAUGAAUAAGAAAUUGAAAUGA
This is a messenger RNA of Tetrahymena thermophila SB210, 351 nucleotides long. RefSeq lists its product as hypothetical. The record is from RefSeq and is a predicted model, not a curated record. The transcript has a single exon. Lineage: Eukaryota; Ciliophora; Oligohymenophorea; Hymenostomatida; Tetrahymenidae.